AUGUGGUUCAUUUAGCAAGAGUUCUUGUAAAUUUUAAUGUCUAUUUUUUAUCAAAUGAAAGAGAUGCCCAUUCGCAAGCAUUUAGGCGGCUGUUAAUUUUUUUCGCUUAUGCUUUAACAUAUAAAUUAUCAAACCCAAUAUCCAAUUGCUACAUGCAAAAUAACCAAUAUCCACAUAAACCAGUCAGUUGUUCUCCAACCAAUCUAAGCUUGGAUUUAAUAAUAUAUCCUUAGUAAGAUGGAACAAUACAUCUCUCCGUACUUUGCUUAGAUCAUCAACAGCAAUUAACUGAGUGACCAUCUAAUAUCUUAAUAAUCAGCAUCAUCAAUUACAUCUCAGCAGCACAUAAUGCAUGAUCUAAUUUCUUCACUUUCAAGCUUAUCAUCUGAAACCCUCUUUAAGAUCCGUAGUUUAUCUUUAUCCCUCUUGUAUCAUCAGUUCAUAAAAAUCACUUGCUUAUUACAAAUUUCACUCUAUGAGUCAAUAUAUGCAAUAAUUUAUAGACCUGGAGGAUAUCCUAGUCACUAUUGUCGUAUUCUAGCAAGUAGUAUAUUGAGUCUUUUAAAUGAAUAGUUUUGCAAAAACAAUUUACACAUUCCUACGUCUAUUUUAGAACUUGAUUUAGCGCUUUUAGCCUUGCUAAUUUGUUAUUUUGAUCUUAUAAGAACAAUUUUACCUUGUGCACUAGCAUUGUUUAGGCCACCAAAAGUACCUGAAAUGAAUAUUAUAUAUGUCUUAUAUGAUAGAAUUAUGUUUAAGGCUUCCCUUUCAAGUGGUAUGAUUUAAUUUAAAGCCAUCCAAAUAGGCACCUUUGAAAUAAGGAAUUCUGUCUUAACGUCAGUAAUGAGUGUCCUGAUUCUAUAGGGCUACAUCAACACAAACUUUUAUAUUAAUAUUAGUGUAUAUUGA
This is a messenger RNA of Paramecium tetraurelia, 909 nucleotides long. RefSeq lists its product as uncharacterized. NCBI's taxonomy places the organism in Eukaryota, Ciliophora, Oligohymenophorea, Peniculida, Parameciidae. The record is from RefSeq and is a predicted model, not a curated record. The transcript is spliced from 2 exons.